UACUGAAUCUCGAUCAUCAUCAAUCGAUCACUUUCUAUAAUUAAAAACACAGCUUCUGCUUAUCGUAAGAGUGACUGAAUGUUUAAAAACAUUUAACGAGUGAUUACGAGUGAAUCUUUUAAUAAUUUGAAAAACAAAGUAGUUAAGGGACACUUGGUCAUAACAUAACAAACAAUGCAUUAUCUUAAUCUCUGAUAUCCGAUUAGCUCAGAUUUUUCCAGUGAAUUACUGAUAUAUGUUCAUAGCUCAGGAUCUGUGGUAUAUAUAGAGAAGGGGCGUUCAUUUUUUCAUGAGUGUUGGCUGGAAGAACUGAUUCAAACAGUCGAAAAUGCGAGGAAUUACAAUUUUAUUUUGGGGCUUCGUCACACUAUGCGUUGCAAAGGGGAUGAAACUUCAUAAGAUACCUGAGCAUGUGACGUUCAAUGAAAGAUUGGAAGUCUUGGGGGCAACAGGAGCAGAAGCGGUGCCUGAUUAUGAAAUCCCUCCACCUCAUUCGUCGAAAAUUGCCAAGAGGUCCGCGGACAUUCCUCCGAAGUUCCUGACGCCCUGGAACAGGGUUCUUGUCAAAGAAGACACCCCCAUCUAUUCGCUGGUGUCCGGAAAUGCGGGUCCAAUUAUAACGAAACGUUACCAGGUGAACGAUUUUAUAAAAUCAUUCGCAGACUUGGAAAACGCUGGUGUGACAAUGAUUAAUAAUAGAAGUGACAGCUAUCGAGAAAUUGUUGCGAAUAUGCGAAAGGUGCGAUCGACAUACCCAAUGCCUGCCGGCCAUACCAGGGAAGCCAGGAUUCCUCAGAAAUAUAUGAACGAUCGCGAAUCCAAGUCAGAUGACGUUAAAGACACUGUCCAUCAGAGGGAAGUCCCUGUAGUGGACGACGAGCUUUCUCUUUUAGCACUGGCAAGUACUAAUACCUCAAGGCCACGAGUCGCUCGGGAGACAAGAACCAUUACUGUUGAUGACUGCAAGGAAGAACACCGUGGCUGUCUCAGGCGUUGCGGUAAUUUUUCAACGAUCAAUCCCCAGACCACAGACCAAGUAUGUCUCUACUGCCAGAGGAAUGCACAAGUGUAUAUCUCUGCAUGUCCUGUAGAAGACGACACUGUUUACCCUCGAAUAUUAGUUGUCUUGGCACAUGAAUUUUUCGAAAGAUUCGGUAAAAAUUAUGCCAAUGCAAUCGCAUACGUCCUGGAAUUUUGGAACGGUGUGGAUUUGAAAUUCAGAUCCUUCGAGGAACCCCAGUUCAGACUACAUAUCAUGGGUAUUGUAGUAACUGAGGAUGCAGAGGCGCUGGAAUAUUUCUCGAAGUUCACGCUUGAUAAAACAACUCUAGUUGGUGAUUCUGCACUGAAGGCGAGUGGAUACUAUUGGUAUGAUCGCAAAACUGAUAUUCCAUAUGAGAGCUACGACUUGACCAUGACAAUGACAACGAAGGCUCUGUGUUCCUAUCAAAACAACAACGAAACGUGCACCAUAGUAGGUCAAGGAGCCUCCUCUUUCAAUGGAGCCUGUAGCGUAAAUUUGGAACGGAAACACAUUUUGCACGUAUCGAUUAUUCAGGAUGAUACCGCGUUCAGUGGAGUUUUGGGAGCAGCACAUGAAAUUGGUCAUUUAUUCGGUGUCCACCAUGACGCCGACACAGACGAGUGUUCUCACCUUGAAGGAUACAUGAUGGGUAAAUCAGUUGGGGUGGCGACCGAGCACCACUGGUCUCCCUGUUCUAUCAAGGAGAUCCGUCAAUUUGUCCAAAAACGUUCAACAUGCGGUAAGACUAAGAUCAGUAUGGACAAAGUCUUGCCUGUAUAUCUUCCUGGAAAGUUUGUAAGCACUGACGAGCAGUGCCGAAGGACAAGAGGAACCAGCUCUUGUAUCAUGGGUGCUUCAAUAUGCAGGACUCUACCCUGUACUCGCAUAACGAAGAUAACCAUCCCAGCUAUCAACCAAGUCGCACUCUUUUCCGAGUGUGUCAUGGAACCCCGACCUGCUGCUGAUGGGACAAUAUGUGAAAGUGGAAAAAUUUGCCUCAAUGGAGAAUGCGUCGAUGAAUCAACAUUGACAUAAUAAAAUACCCAAAAUGAUGUUUGUCUUUAAGAGUUCCCUUUUUGGCGACAUUUCAAUUUCUGAUAUUUUGGUAAAUUUGUAUAUUGCAAAAAUAAUAGAAUAAAUAUCACCAUAUCUGCA
Diachasmimorpha longicaudata is the source of this 2179-nucleotide messenger RNA. Its product is annotated as A disintegrin and metalloproteinase with thrombospondin motifs like. The record is from RefSeq and is a predicted model, not a curated record. Gene Ontology annotation, molecular function: metalloendopeptidase activity. The transcript has 12 exons. NCBI's taxonomy places the organism in Eukaryota, Metazoa, Arthropoda, Insecta, Hymenoptera, Braconidae. Bases 329 to 2059 code for a protein of 576 amino acids. Gene Ontology annotation, biological process: proteolysis.